Molecule: messenger RNA, 2161 nt
Organism: Panicum hallii
Lineage: Eukaryota; Viridiplantae; Streptophyta; Magnoliopsida; Poales; Poaceae
Product: protein IQ-DOMAIN 14-like
Exons: 5
Coding region: 839-2011 (390 amino acids)
Molecular function (GO): protein binding
Source: RefSeq, a predicted model, not a curated record
CGCAGCAAGCAGCAUGACCGAACCUGCAACCUUUUUUUUUUUACUGCCGCUCGUCUUCUCCCGCGGAGACUUUCUCCGCGCGCAGCGCGAUCAGGCGGGCAGAGAUGCGGGGGACGCGCCGGCCACCGCGCACGGUAUAGAUAGAAGGGGGGCCCUGCCGGCGAGGCCAGCAGCCACGACCACGGGCAGGCGGCGAGCGCGUCCGGAGCCCGGAGCAAGUGGGCGGCGUGCCAGCAGAGCGGAUCCGCUCGCCGCUGCGCGUGUACUUCCAAGGGAGGACACGAUCCCAGUGGUGGGGCGCGGCGCGGCGGGCGCCCGCGAAGCCAGGACCGGCGGAUCUUGGCGCCAUCGAACCGGCCAGCCGAUCUGAUCUCCCGGUCCCGGCCGGCCGGCCGUUCUAGAGCCGGGGUGGACGGACGGGGGCGGACACGUGCCUUGGCAGCACGGGAGUCGCAACGCAACAGCGCGCCGCCUGAGCUGGUCGUCUGGAGCUUUGGCUUGCGCUCGGAGCCCUUGGGCGGGGAGCAAGCAAGGCGGCGGGGAAUCUCUCGUGAGCUUGGGCGUGCCUGCCCGGCCGCGGCGCAGGCGCGGCUGACCGUGCGGUGCCGAGUCGUGGAGACCCACGCGUCAGUUCCGGCGCCCGGCCUCCCCACUACUAUUCCGCCCGCCCGCCCGCCCGCUGCCGCUGGGAUCGCUGCUUUUUUUUUUACUGUUCGAGGCUGAUCCGCGCGCGUGGUUUUCAGCGAAAGCCCAGCCGCUUUCCUCUUCGGGGGCCGCACGACGGCCGCGCGUAAACCUCGCCGGCUUCCUCUCUACCGGACGCUAGAGUUGCAGCAGCAUGAGGCGUGUCGUGAGAUGGCUCAAGCAUCUACUGACGGGCAGGAAUAAGGAGGAGCACAAAGGAUUCGGGGUGAACCAUGUCGCCACCGAUUGGAGCGGCGGGUUGGGGAGGGAGAAGAAGAGGUGGAGCUUCGCGAAGCAUAGAAGGAGCGAAUCUGACGGCGGUGCGAGGUCGUGGGGUCAGCCCGCCGCCGCCACUGCCGGGGCAGAGUCGCCGCAGGCGAGGCCAAAGGAGGAUGCGAGGGCUCGGGAGGAGAAGGCCGCCGUCGUGAUCCAGAAAACCUUCAGAGGCUACCUGGCUAGGAGAGCCCUUCGAGCUCUCAGGUCGCUCGUCAAGAUCCAGGCACUCGUGCGGGGCUACCUGGUGAGGAGGCAGGCGGCCAUGACGCUGCACCGGUUGCAGACGCUCAUGCGGCUGCAGUCCGACUCCAUCGCCGUCAAGAAUGCUUCGCACCGGAAAUCCAUGGAACAAGAAGAGAGGAUCUUCGGUCAGGAGGCCCGGAUGAAGCCGCCAGCGACGCCGGCGCACCGGCGGAGGCUGUCGGACAGCACGGACUCCAACUACGAGCGCAGCCCACGGAUCGUGGAGAUGGACACGUGCCACCUCCGCUCCCGGUCCUCCCGUAUGACCAGCCACUACACCCCGGACAACUCGUCGGAGUACCACCGCCUCGCGGCGCCGACGCCGUCGUGCUCGCCGCUGCCCGGCGGCAACCAGCAGCCCGCGCGGCUCUCGUUCCGGCGGAGCACCCCCGAGCGCGACCCCCGGGGCUCCAAGACGGCGCACAACACGCCCCGGUUGGUGCCGCCGUCCCACGAUUCCUCGCCCGCCAAGAGCAUCGAGCACAGCCUGGCAGGCAGCACGCCGCGGCGCGCCUCGCCGCGGGACCGGGACGCGCUCGUCAGCCCGCGGUACAUGGCCGGCACCGCGUCCUCCGCGGCGCGGACGCGGAGCCACAGCGCGCCGAGGCAGCGGCUGACGGUGCCGCCGGCCGAGGCGCCGCGGUCGAGCGUGACGGCGCGGACCGGGACGUCGAGGAGGUCGUGCUCGCACGCGCGCGGCGGCGGGUUCUGCGUCCAGUGCUCGGACGCGACCCGGACGGCCGGCUGCUCCGGGAUCGGCGCCAGCGACGAGGUGGCCAGAGACUACUACCUGAACAGCUUCUGGUGAUCACACGAUGGGAUGCAAAAACUGCUGUUUGUGCUCAGAUUGUAGACCAGAUUUGUACAUAGUUGUAGAUGCUAAAACAUAAACAUCUAGCAGGGCACGAAAUGAGUGAAAGGUAACACGGAGCAGUAAAGAGGGAUGCAAAUUUUUCUA